AUGAACGGGUUGGGAGAGCUUCCAAACUUGGCCUCGGACGCCGUGCUUAAACAGUCGGUGCCUGUGCCCAAGGACUUUGUCGAAGUAGAAGGGAUAGACUAUUCGCAAGAUGCAGCCUACAACAUGACCGCUACAGACUUGAUCUCGUCCAUGUCGCACAUGGGGUUCCAAGCGAGCAACUUAUCUCAAGCAUGCCACAUUAUCGAUGAAAUGAGACAGUGGCGAGGCAAACGCAAGUCGGAGUUGGCGGAACAUGAACAAACAGGCGAAUUUGACGAGCAAGACGAGAGACAAAAGACCACGAUUUUCAUGGGCUACACUUCGAAUUUGAUUUCGAGUGGAUUGAGAGAUACGCUAAGGUAUCUUGUGCAGCACAAGAUGGUCAGCGCUAUUGUUGCCACUGCUGGCGGUGUCGAAGAAGACAUCAUCAAGUGUUUGGCGCCUACGUACAUGGGCGACUUCACAUUGCCAGGAAAGGGGUUGCGAGAUCAAGGUAUGAACCGAAUUGGCAAUCUUCUCGUGCCCAACGACAACUACUGCAAGUUUGAAGAGUGGAUCAUCCCCAUCUUCAACACCUUGUUGGAGGAGCAGCAAGAGGCGCUCGCGAAGGAAGGAGCCAGCGCCUUGGACGCCAACUCGCCGGCGGUGUUGACGCCUUCGAAACUCAUCGACCGGUUAGGCAAAGAGAUCAACGACGAAAGCUCGGUGCUCUACUGGGCGCACAAGAACCAAAUCCCGAUAUUCUGUCCCGCGUUGACGGACGGCUCCAUUGGCGACAUGUUGUUUUUCCACACGUUCAAGUCGUCGCCGCAGCAGCUCCGCUUAGACAUCGUGGCCGAUAUCCGCAAAAUCAACUCGAUGGCCAUGGCUGCCUCGAGAGCAGGCAUGAUCAUCUUGGGCGGCGGCUUGAUCAAGCACCACAUUUGCAACGCGUGCUUGAUGCGAAACGGCGCUGAUUACGCGGUAUACAUCAACACGGGGCAAGAGUUUGACGGCUCGGAUGCCGGUGCGAGACCCGAUGAAGCGAUAAGCUGGGGCAAGAUCCGCGCUGACGCUAGCUCUGUCAAGGUAUACGCUGAUGUCAGUUUGGUGUUCCCGCUUAUUGUAGCGGCAACUUUUGCAGCCACCAGGCCAGCGACAAAAUAG
Lodderomyces beijingensis is the source of this 1146-nucleotide messenger RNA. NCBI's taxonomy places the organism in Eukaryota, Fungi, Ascomycota, Pichiomycetes, Serinales, Debaryomycetaceae. The record is from the annotation of a GenBank genome assembly.